UUUUCUCUUGGGAGUUGCUUCAUCAUGCGAAAUCUAAAGUUACUUCAGACACUGGAGUUCAGGGACAUUCCAGCUGCUGGGAAACCCCAGUGCUUCUCUCUUCGGACUGAACUGGGAACAGUGCUCAUUGGCUCGGAACGUGGCCUGAUUGAAAUCGAUCCCAUCACAAGAGAAGUGAAGAAUGAAAUUCCUCUGGUGGUAGAAGGUUUUCUGCCUGAAGAUGGAAGUGGCUGCAUUGCUGGUAUUCAGGACCUGCUGGAUCAGGAGUCUGUGUGUGUGGCCACAGCCUCGGGGGACGUUGUGCUCUGCAAUCUCAGCACUCACCAGCUGGACUGUGUUGGGAGUGUAGCCAGUGGUAUCUCUGUCAUGAGUUGGAGCCCUGACCAAGAGUUGGUGCUUCUUGCCACAGGUCAACAGACCCUGAUUAUGAUGACGAAAGACUUUGAACCAAUCCUGGAGCAGCAGAUCCACCAGGACGAUUUUGGAGAAAGCAAGUUCAUCACUGUUGGAUGGGGCAAAAAGGAGACCCAGUUCCAUGGAUCAGAAGGCAGACAAGCAGCUUUUCAGAUGCAGAUGCCUGAGUCUGCUUUGCCCUGGGAUGACCAGAGACCACAGAUUACCUGGCGUGGUGAUGGGCAAUAUUUUGCUGUGAGUGUUGUUUGCCCAGAGACAGGGGCUCGGAAGGUUAGAGUGUGGAACCGAGAACUUGCUUUGCAGUCGACCAGUGAGCCUGUGGCAGGACUGGGACCAGCCCUGGCAUGGAAGCCCUCAGGUGGUUUGAUUGCAUCUACACAAGACAAACCCAAUCAACAGGACGUUGUGUUUUUUGAGAAAAAUGGACUUCUUCAUGGACAGUUUACACUUCCUUUCCUCAAAGAUGAGGUUAAGGUGAACAGACUGCUCUGGAAUGCAGAUUCUUCUGUGUUGGCAGUUUGGCUGGAGGACCUUCAGACCGAAGAAAAUUCCACUCCGAAGACUUACGUUCAGCUCUGGACUGUUGGAAACUACCACUGGUAUCUCAAACAAAAUCUUCACUUUAGCAAAUAUGGAAAAAACAAGCCUGUGUCUCUUAUGUGGGACCCCGUGAUCCCAUACCGGCUGCAUGUUCUAUGUCAAGGCUGGCAUUACCUCUGCUACAACUGGCACUGGACAACCGACCGGUGCUUGGGAGACAACGCGAGUGAUUUGGCCAAUGUGGUCGUCAUUGAUGGAUACCGGGUAUUGGUGACAGUCUUCCGACAGACUGUGGUCCCGCCUCCCAUGUGCACCUACCGACUGCUACUCCCACAACCUGUGAAUCAAGUCAUGUUCUCUGCACACCCUCAAAUGGGGACCGAGCUCGCUGUGCUGGAUGCCAGUAACCAGAUUUCUGUUUAUAAAUGUGGUGACAGUCCAUGUGCAGACCCUACGGUGAAAAUGGGAGCUGUGGGUGGAAGUGGCUUUAAAGUUCCCCUUACGAUACCGCAUCUGGAAAAGAGAUACAAGAUGCAAUCUGGGAAUGAUGAAGAUCAAGAAGUAAAUCCUCUGAAGCUCGGCCUUCUUGCCUGGGUUCAGGAAGACGUUUUCCUGGCUGUGAGCCAUAGUCCAUCUGGUCCCCAGUCUGUCCUUCACCAUUUGACAAUGGCUCCUUCAGAGACGGUGGAGGAGCCAGGACAGCUCAAUGUCAGCUCAUCUGUGACAGUGGACGGGAUCGUAAUCAGUCUGUGUUACAGUUCCAAGACCAAGUCAGUAGCAUUGCAGCUGGCUGAUGGCCAGAUAUUUAAGUGCCUUUGGGAGUCAUCUUCUCUGGCUGUUAAACCAUGGAAGAAUGCUGGGGGAGUUCCUGUCCAGUUUCCUUAUCCAUGUGUGCAGACUGAACUAGCCAUGAUUGCAGAUGAGGAAUGUAUCCUUGGUCUGACUGACAGAUGUCGCUUUUUUAUCAAUGACACUGAGGUUGCAUCAAAUAUUACAUCAUUUGCAGUGUCUGAUGAAUUUUUGUUGUUGACAACCCAUUCCCACACCUGUCAGUGUUUGUGCCUGAGAGAUACCUCAUUUAAAACUUUACAGGCAGGUCUGAGCAGCAGUAAUAUGUCUAAUGAAGAGAUGCUGAGGAAGGUGGAGAGGGGUUCCCGCAUUGUCACUGUUGUGCCCCAGGACACAAAGGUCAUAUUACAGAUGCCAAGAGGAAAUUUAGAAGUUGUUCAUCAUCGAGCCCUGGUCUUAGCUCAGAUUCGGAAGUGGUUGGACAAACUUAUGUUUAAAGAAGCCUUUGAAUGCAUGAGAAAAUUAAGAAUUAAUCUCAACCUGCUUCACGACCAUAACCCUAAGGUGUUUCUUGAGAACGUGGAAACCUUCAUAAAACAGAUAGACUCUGUAAAUCAUAUUAAUUUGUUUUUCACGGAAUUGAAGGAAGAAGACGUUACAAAGACUAUGUACCCUCCACCUGUUUCCAGCAGUGUCCAGCUGCCCAGGGAUACUGAUGGGAAAGACAUAGACCUCAUCUGUGACACCCUGAGAGCAGCCAUGGAGGACAUAAAUCCUCACAAGUACUGCCUAUCAAUACUUACCUCUCACGUGAAGAAAACAAACCCAGAACUGGGAAUUGUCCUGCAGAAGAUACACGAGCUUCAAGGAAAUGCGCCAUCUGACCCUGAUGGUGUGAGUGCAGAAGAGGCCCUGAAGUACUUGCUGCUGCUGGUAGAUGUUAAUGAAUUGUAUGAUCAUUCUCUUGGGACCUAUGACUUUGAUUUGGUCCUCAUGGUAGCUGAGAAGUCACAGAAGGAUCCCAAAGAAUAUCUUCCAUUUCUUAAUACGCUUAAGAAAAUGGAAACUAAUUAUCAGCGGUUCUCUAUAGACAAAUACUUGAAACGGUAUGAAAAAGCUAUUGUCCACCUCAGUAAAUGUGGACCCGAGUACUUCCCAGAAUUCUUAAACUUAAUAAAAGAUAAAAACUUGUAUAAUGAAGCUCUGAAGUUGUUCCCACUGGGCUCGCAGCAGUACCAGGAUAUCAGUGUUGCUUAUGGGGAGCACCUCAUGCAGGAGCAGCACCAUGAACCAGCGGGGCUUGUGUUUGCCCGCUGUGGUGCCUCCGAGAAAGCAUUAGAGGCCUUCCUGGCCUGUGGCAGCUGGCAACACGCCCUCUGCAUGGCAGCCCGGCUUGACUUUACCAAAGACCAGCUGGCUGGCCUCGGCAGGACUCUGGCAGGAAAGCUAGUUGAUCAGAGGAAGCACAGUGAUGCAGCCACAGUUAUGGAACAGUAUGCCCAGGAUUAUGAAGAAGCUGUCCUUUUGCUGUUAGAUGGAAUGGCAUGGGAAGAAGCGCUGAGAAUGGUAUACAAAUAUAAUAGACUAGAUAUCAUAGAGACCAACAUAAAGCCUUCCAUUUUAGAAGCCCAGAAAAAUCACAUGGCAUUUCUAAACUCUCAGACAGCCACAUUCAGUCGCCACAAGAAACGUUUAUUGGUGGUUCGCGAACUCAAAAAGCAAGCCCAGGAGAAUCUGGGUGAUGAGGGGCCCCAUGGUCAAGAGUCAGACCUCUUCUCUGAAACGAGCAGCGUCGUGAGUGGCAGCUACUCACACAGUAACUCCCGGAUAUCAGCGCGAUCAUCUAAGAAUCGCCGCAAAGCAGAGCGGAAGAAGCACAGCCUCAAAGAGGGGAGUCCGCUGGAGGACCUGGCCCUUUUGGAGGCAUUGAAUGAGGUGGUUCAGAGCAUUGAAAAACUCAAAGAUGAGGUAUACAAUAUUUCAAAGGUGCUGUUCCUCUUUGCAUUUGAUGAGCAAGCAAAAGAAUUGCAGAAGGCCUUUGAAGAUACUCUGCAACUGAUAGAAAGGUCACUUCCAGAAAUUUGGACUCUGACCCACCAGCAGAAUUCAGCCACACCUAUUCUAGGUCCCAAUUCAACUGCAAACAGUAUCAUGGCCUCCUAUCAACAACAGAAGACUUCAGUCCCUGUUCUUGAUGCUGAGCUUUUCAUACCGCCAAAGAUCAACAAAAGAACGCAGUGGAAACUCAGCCUUCUCGAGUGA
Molecule: messenger RNA, 4005 nt
Organism: Chrysochloris asiatica (Cape golden mole)
Lineage: Eukaryota; Metazoa; Chordata; Mammalia; Afrosoricida; Chrysochloridae
Gene: ELP1
Product: inhibitor of kappa light polypeptide gene enhancer in B-cells, kinase complex-associated protein
Exons: 36
Coding region: 25-4005 (1326 amino acids)
Biological process (GO): tRNA wobble base 5-methoxycarbonylmethyl-2-thiouridinylation
Cellular component (GO): elongator holoenzyme complex; cytosol
Molecular function (GO): protein binding; tRNA binding
Source: RefSeq, a predicted model, not a curated record